AGUCACCAUGUUAGUUAAUGGUUAGUUGUUGACGAUUCACAAUUAACCUUAAGUGAUACUUGACUGUUUAAAUUGUGCGAAAUUGUAACUUUAACAUGUUACCCUUUUCGAGUUUAAUUGUUACUUUCACUCUUUUAUUUGGAACAAUUAACUGUCAGAAUUGUCCAUCAAGUGAGGGAUAUUUUCAAGAUCCUUCGAACUGUUCAAAAUUUUUCUACUGUUCGAGCGGAAAAAUUGUUCACAAAUACGAAUGCGGUUCUAAUUCCGUUUUUAAUCCUGACCUGAAAAUCUGCGAUUGGAAAGAAAACACCAAAUGUGAAUCUGAUUCAUCUCCAUCAUCGACCACAACAACAGCGACUAAACCUUUGGUCGGAGAAAACGAAAUUCCCGAUAAUUCAAUUGAGACUUCAAGUUCUAACCCGCCGACUUCAUCAUCUACCUUUGCCCCGACAACCUCGUCAACCUCACCCUCGACUUCAGCCCCAACUUCCACUUCCACUUCAACUUCAACCACAACUCAAACUUCAAAUGUAAUUGAUGUUGAAACUGAGAAUCCAUAUGAAUGGCAUCCACCCAUUGGACCCACAACGACCGCCGAACCUGAUCCAAUGGAAGGUUUUAAUGACGAUUAUAAGAUCGUCUGUUAUUUCACCAAUUGGGCUUGGUACAGACCUCAAGGAGCAAAAUUCAUCCCCGAAGACACUAAUUCAAAGUAUUGUACUCAUAUCAAUUAUGGAUUCGCUGUUCUUGAUUCCUCUUCAUUGACUAUUAAAAUUCACGAUUCAUGGGCUGAUGUUGAUAAUCGUUUCUUGAAACGUGUCGCUGGUUUAAGGAAAAAUAAUCCACGAUUGAAGGUUUUACUUUCAUUGGGAGGUUGGAAUGAUUCAGCCGGUGAUAAGUACUCGAGGUUGGUGAACAAUCCAUCGGCUCGACGAAACUUCAUUAACCAUUCGAUCCAAUUUUUGGCCAAAUUUGGUUUCGAUGGGUUAGAUCUCGACUGGGAGUACCCAAAGUGCUGGCAAACUACUUGUAAAGAUGGACCAGAAUCUGACAAGGCCAAUUUCGCUCUUUUCGUUCAUGAAUUGAGACAAGCAUACGAAUCAAAAGGAUGGCUAUUGACCGCUGCAGUCUCACCUUCUAAACAGGUCAUUGAUGCUGGUUACGAUGUUCCCGCUUUAGCUAAAGACUUUGACUUCAUAAACGUCAUGGCCUAUGAUAUGCACGGACAAUGGGACAAGUUUGCCGCUCAUCAUGCACCUUUAUACCCAAGACAAGAGUCUUCAUCAUUCGACCCCAACGAUGGUAUUUUCAACAUUAACUAUACUGUUAAUUACUGGAUCGAUCAAGGAAUGCCCAAGAAAAAGGUCAUUCUUGGUGUUCCUUUCUAUGGUCGCUCUUUCGCCCUCGAAGGUCAAGCUGGUUCACAUUCAUUGAAAGGCUAUGGUGCUGCUGCUCUUCAAGGAGGUGAACCGGGUACAUUUACCCGAGAAAAGGGUUACCUCGCUUUCUAUGAAAUCUGCGACUACCAAAAGAAUCAAGGUUGGACUAAGGCUCGAGAUCCGACAACCGGACUGCCUUUCGCUUUCAAGGGUAACCAAUGGGUCGGUUAUGAUGACACCGAACAGAUGAGAAAGAAAAGUGAAUUCAUCAAGAGCCUCGACAUCGGAGGUGCGAUGGUCUGGGCUCUCGAUCUCGACGAUUUCAUGGGCCGAUGUUGUUCCACGAAAUGGCCUUUGCUCAAGACUUUGAAUGCGGGAUUAAGAGGAGUUAAAUCUUUCGAAGCGAUUGAUUUGCGAAAUUAUAACUUUAACAUGUUACCCUUUUCGAGUUUAAUUGUUACUUUCACUCUUCUCUUUGGGACAAUUAACUGUCAGAAUUGUCCAUCAAGUGAGGGAUAUUUUCAAGAUCCUUCGAACUGUUCAACAUCGACCACAACAACAGCGACUAAACCUUUGGUCGGAGAAAAUGAAAUUCCCGAUAAUUCAAUUGAGACUUCAAGUUCUAACCCGCCGACUUCUUCAUCCACCUUUGCUCCAACAACCUCGUCAACCUCACCCUCGACUUCAGCCCCAACUUCCACUUCCACUUCAACCACAACUCAAACGUCAAAUGUAAUUGAUGUUGAAACUGAGAAUCCAUAUGAAUGGCAUCCACCCAUUGGACCCACAACGACCGCCGAACCUGAUCGAAUGGAAGGUUUUAAUGACGAUUAUAAGAUCGUCUGUUAUGUCGCCGAACAGGCUUGGUACAGACCUCAGGGAGCAAAAUUCAUCCCCGAAGACACUAUUUCAAAGUAUUGUACUCAUAUCAAUUAUGGAUUCGCUGUUCUUGAUUCCUCUUCAUUGACUAUUAAAAUUCACGAUUCAUGGGCUGAUGUUGAUAAUCGUUUCUUGAAACGUGUCGCUGGUUUAAGGAAAAAUAAUCCACGAUUGAAGGUUUUACUUUCAUUGGGAGGUUGGGAUGAUUCAGCCGGUGAUAAGUACUCAAGGCUGGUGCACAGUCCAUCGGCUCGACGAAACUUCAUUAACCAUUCGAUGCAAUUUUUGGCCAAAUUUGGUUUCGAUGGAUUAGAUCUCGACUGGGAGUACCCAAAGUGCUGGCAAACUAUUUGUAAAGAUGGACCAGAAUCUGACAAGGCCAAUUUCGCUCUUUUCGUUCGAGAAUUGAGACAAGCAUUCGAACCAAAAGAACUGAUAUUGAGCGUUGCUGUCUCACCUUCUAAACAGGUCAUUGAUGCUGGUUACGAUGUUCCCGCUAUAUCUACAGCCGUUGACUUCAUCAAUGUCAUGACCUAUGAUAUGCACGGACCAUGGCUCGAAAAGUUUAAUAAUCACCAUGCACCUUUAUACCCAAGACAAAAGUCUUCAUCAUUCGACCCCAACGAUGAUAUUUUCAACAUUAACUAUACUGUUAAUUACUGGAUCGAUCAAGGAAUGCCCAAGAAAAAGGUCAUUCUUGGUGUUCCUUUCUAUGAGAUCUGCGACCACCAAAAGAAUCAAGGUUGGACUGAGGCUCGAGACCCGACAACCGGACUGCCUUUCGCUUUCAAGGGUAACCAACGGGUCGGUUAUGAUGACACCGAACAGAUGGGAAAGAUAAGUGAAUUCGUCAAGAGCCUCGAUAUCGGAGGUGCGAUGGUCUGGGCUCUCGACGAUUUCAUGGGUCGAUAUUGUUCCACAAAAUGGCCUUUGCUCAAGACUUUGAAUGCGGGAUUAAGAAUUGAAUCUGAUUUAUCUAUAUCACCGAUCACAAAAUUAGCAACUAAACUUUUGGUCGGAAAAUGA
Messenger RNA from Panonychus citri (citrus red mite), 3284 nucleotides. RefSeq names its product probable chitinase 10. Gene Ontology annotation, cellular component: extracellular region. The record is from RefSeq and is a predicted model, not a curated record. Gene Ontology annotation, molecular function: chitin binding; chitinase activity. Gene Ontology annotation, biological process: chitin catabolic process; carbohydrate metabolic process. NCBI's taxonomy places the organism in Eukaryota, Metazoa, Arthropoda, Arachnida, Trombidiformes, Tetranychidae. Bases 96 to 3284 code for a protein of 1062 amino acids. The transcript has 2 exons.